AUGAGUCUUAUUCUGUGGACGUUAUGGAGCAUAGUCGCUCUGGCGACCUUGGUAGUGUAUAGCCGCACGCGGAAUCCAAAUCAACUUAAACUUCCGCCGGGUCCGAAGCCCCUCCCUGUGCUAGGAAACAUUCGAGAUUUCCCUCCUGAAGGCACGCCCGAGCAUCUACACUGGCUCAAGCACAAGGAUUUGUAUGGGGCAAUCAGCUCUGUAACGGUCAUGGGCAUGACGCUCGUGAUCGUUCACGACAAGAAGAUGGCGCAUGACUUGCUAGACCAAAAUGCAAGUAAGACAUCAGGCCGACCUUCCAUGGUCAUGGCCAACAAGCUGUGCGGCUACGAAUCCAUCGUUCUUUGUCAAGGUUAUACCCCCAUGUUUCGCCGCUAUCGCAAGUUUCUUCAUCAGGAACUCGGUACAAAGGUCUCUGCGUCGCAGUUCCGUAACGUCCAGGAAAGCGAAGUAGGGCGACAGCUCGUGCGGUCCCUGGGGGAGCCUGAAAAGCUACUGGAACACUACAAGACUACUGCUGCUGCCACCGUGCUUAAGAUGGCUUACGGCUACGCCAUCGAACCUCAUGAAUCCGACGUUUUGGUGGAGCUCAUUGAGAAGAUGAUGACUGAAUUUUCUCUCGCCGCGAGUCCGAUGGCAUGGCUUGUGGACAUCAUCCCAGCCCUCCAGUACCUCCCUGAAAGUUUCCCGGGUGCCUCUUUCAAAAAGACUGCUCGGAGAUGGCGCAAAUCCAUCCAAGCAUCGGCCUAUAUUCCUUACGAAUUUGUUCAACAUCAGCUGGCCUCACUUACCAAUCGACCGUCGUACGUGUCGAAACUCUCCCACCAGCUGGCAGAGGACGAAAAAGGCGAGUUGAGCAAAGAGGAUGAAAACGCCGUCAUCUGGUCCGCAGCGAGCCUUUACGGUGCGGCCGCGGAUACCACCGUCAUCACUCUGACCACUUUUGCGCUGGCUAUGCUCAAGUUUCCCGACGUCCAGCGCAAAGCCCAGGCGGAGAUUGAUCGUGUCAUUGGAUCUGAUCGCCUCCCCACCUUUGAAGACCGCGAAAAGCUGCCGUAUGUGGACGCCUUGGUCAAAGAGACGUCCAGAUGGUGGCCGAUUGUGCCCAUGGGCUUCCCUCAUACCACCACGGAAGAGUUUGAGUACGAGGGAUAUCGGAUUCCCAAGGGCGCCUUCGUCCUCCCGUCCGUUUAUUGGUUCCUCCACGACCCAGAUGUGUACGCCGAUCCUGAAUUGUUCAACCCCGACCGCUUCCUCCCUCCACGCAAUGAACCUGACCCUACAACGGAAGCCUUUGGAUACGGCCGUCGGAUCUGCCCGGGCCGGUUCUUUGCCGACUCUAGCCUCUUUCUUAACGUGGCGCAGACAUUGGCGGCUUUCACGAUCGGUAGGGCCUUGGAUACGAAUGGCAAGGAAGUGGAACUAGAUGUGAAGCCGAAGCCGGGCGUUCUGACGUACCCCACUACAUUUCCGUUGAGAGUCACACCGCGGAGCGAGCAGCAUGUAGAGUUGAUUAGGCAAGUUGAGAGGAAGUAUCCAUUCGAGUCUAGCGAUGCCGCCCUUUUGCAAAAUCCAGACGAUUUCGAGGUUAGGAACUAA
Messenger RNA from Colletotrichum orchidophilum, 1608 nucleotides. Its product is annotated as O-methylsterigmatocystin oxidoreductase. NCBI's taxonomy places the organism in Eukaryota, Fungi, Ascomycota, Sordariomycetes, Glomerellales, Glomerellaceae. The record is from RefSeq and is a predicted model, not a curated record. Gene Ontology annotation, molecular function: monooxygenase activity; oxidoreductase activity, acting on paired donors, with incorporation or reduction of molecular oxygen; iron ion binding. The transcript has 2 exons. Bases 1 to 1608 code for a protein of 535 amino acids.